AGGAGGUCAGGUAGUUGACCCAAGGCCCGCUCUCUCUCAACAUCAUGAUGACCUUUCACCUCUCUAAGAUAUUUGUGUGCAUCGUUUUUAUCCUGUCUAUAACAAAGGCAUAUAAGACGGAGGACCCUAACCCUGGAAGCAACCUGGAGAGGGAAUUUAAGGCGCUGUCCAUGGAUCUGCUGCACACCGUCAGGAGAACCGAUUUCAGAUGCCCCACUGUGUGCACGACCAUACUCACCAGCACCUGCCAAGGCGAGUGCGAGCGCCGUGGUCUACCGUCGCUUCCUUGCCGUCUGUUCUGCUAUUCGUCUCAAGUCACCUGCUGUCAGUGCCCCGAGUUCUGCCACUUUCCGUUCCAAGACUGUUACGCGAGGUGCCUGCUUCAAGACACUGCUUGUAAGGACAGAUGCAUUCAAGCUGUCCAGUCUUGCUGCUCCUCCUCUGGGAAGUAGAUUAUAGAAAACGGGGGCGGAGGUAGGGGUGACUGAAGCUUAUUAUUGGUGGGUGAUCUGCAACCGUGAAUACAGUUAUGUGUUGCUAAGUAGCGUUAUGUUUUGGCACUUCCUUUGGGUUGAAUUUCCUCUUUUUUUGUGAAUUUAUAUCUUAUUAAUUACUUCGCAUGUA
Penaeus vannamei (Pacific white shrimp) is the source of this 624-nucleotide messenger RNA. RefSeq lists its product as uncharacterized. The record is from RefSeq and is a predicted model, not a curated record. NCBI's taxonomy places the organism in Eukaryota, Metazoa, Arthropoda, Malacostraca, Decapoda, Penaeidae.